AUGUUGACACCGCUGGACAUAGCAGGGUACGUUGUUUUGACAAGUGUCUUUUUGGCUGGGACAAAGGAUUUCAACGCCACAUUUGUUGUUGGCAGCUCUCCAUCUUUAAAAAUGGUUCAGAAUUACAAACAGACAACUGGAGCCUCUUCCCCAACCAACACUGAGGAGCUACUCACACCAGCACAUGAGGAAAAUGUGCGAUUCAUUCAUUACACUUGGCAGCGUGUCAUGAGAGAAAUGCAGACUUGCCAGGGAAAUGAAAACAAUAACCAGGGACCUCAGAAAUAUGUGGAGAGGACACCAAACCCUGCACUAAGCUGUUUUACACCUUUGGACUUGAAUGAUGUGAAAAGGAAAAACACACAAGACCCCAAAAAGUCUUUAUGAAACAACUGGAUUUAUCCAGCAUACAGACUAAUACAGCAUAAAUCUCCCGCCUGGUGCACUGAUGUCUUUCAGGCCAUUUAUUUGCUGAUCCCUAAUCUUUUUUAAAAGAUCAAAGUUGUUCACUGAUAACGUCUUUGUCCUGUAUUUAAAAGGAUCAUAUGAUGCUUUUUUAAAGAUCAUUAUUUUGUGUAUUUGGUGUAACAGAAUAUGUUGACAUGCUUUAAUGUUCAAAAAACACAUUAUUUUUCAAAUACUGUA
This is a messenger RNA of Cyprinus carpio (common carp), 645 nucleotides long. RefSeq names its product mapk-regulated corepressor-interacting protein 1-like. The record is from RefSeq and is a predicted model, not a curated record. Lineage: Eukaryota; Metazoa; Chordata; Actinopteri; Cypriniformes; Cyprinidae.